This is a messenger RNA of Vicia villosa (hairy vetch), 918 nucleotides long. RefSeq names its product (-)-isopiperitenol/(-)-carveol dehydrogenase, mitochondrial-like. The transcript has 2 exons. The record is from RefSeq and is a predicted model, not a curated record. The coding region runs from base 89 to 886 and encodes 265 amino acids. Lineage: Eukaryota; Viridiplantae; Streptophyta; Magnoliopsida; Fabales; Fabaceae.
UGCUUGUAACUAAUUACUUAUUACAUCUAGCAUCUUUAGAAACAAACUAUACUCUCAUAUUAAUACUCAAGUAUUUUUUCAUCCAAACAUGGCAGAAGCUCCAUCCACAAACACCAAUCUCAGAUUAUCUGGAAAAAUAGCCAUAGUAACCGGAGGUGCUAGUGGUAUCGGUGAAACCACAGCGCGUGUCUUUGCUAACGAAGGCACGCGUGUGGUUGUGAUUGCCGAUAUCCAAGAUGAGCUUGGUGAACAAGUAGCCGCGUCGAUUGGUAGCCAAAGGUGCAUCUAUGUUCAUUGUGACGUGACAGACGAAGAUCAAGUUCGAAAUCUCAUUCAAUCAACGGUUAAUACUUAUGGACAGAUAGAUAUAAUGUUCAGCAAUGCUGGAAUCAUUAAUUCAACUGAUCAAACAGUGAUGGAACUUGACAUGUCGAAACUUGAUCGUUUAUUUGCUGUCAAUGUUCGAGGAAUGGCGUUGUGUGUGAAACACGCAGCGCGUGCAAUGGUGGAACAGCGUGUGAGGGGCAGCAUCGUGUGUACCGGGAGUGCUGGUGGUAGCCAUGGAGGCUCGCGUUCAACAGAUUAUAUAAUGUCAAAGCAUGCGGUAUUAGGACUAAUGCGCGCGGCCAGUAUUCAACUUGCAACACAUGGGAUAAGAGUGAACUCUGUCUCGCCGAAUGGAUUGGCUACACCAUUGACUUGUAAGUUGUUGGGGAUGAGCGAAGAGAAUGCGCAAGAGGCUUAUAAAAACUUAGCGAGGCUCGAGGGAGUGGUGCUCACGCCGAAACAUGUGGCGGAUGCGGUAUUGUUUUUGGUUUCUAAUGAGGCUGAGUUUAUUACUGGUCUUGAUCUUAGGGUUGAUGGUGGAUUUGUUUAUGGAAAAUAGUGAUUUGUGCAUGAGUAUUAAAAUGUUGAGAA